AUGGUCAUACUGAGGGACAAAAUGCGUUUCUAUGAAGGUCAGAAGCUAUUGGACUCCUUGGCAGAGACGUGGGACUUCUUCUUCUGUGAUGUUCUGUCUAUGCUUCAGGCUAUCUUCUACCCAGUACAGGGUAAGGAGCCGUCGGUGCGGCAGCUGGCCCUGCUUCACUUCAGGAACAUUAUCACUCUGAACAUCAAGCUGGAGGACGCCCUGUCCCGCCCCCGCGCCCGUGUCCCCCCCUCUAUUAUACAGAUGUUGCUUAUACUGCAGGGUGUCCAUGAGUCUAAAGGAGUGACUGAGGACUACCUGCGUCUGGAAGCUUUGGUUCAGAAGGUGGUGUCUCCCUACCUGGGAACCCACGGCCUCUACUCCAACGACGGAUCCUCAAUGCACUACUCCUCCUGCGUACUGGAAAAACGUCUGCAGCGGCGGUGGCUCAAGCCAGGCGACGCCCCCUCAAAGAACCUGGUGGUCCGCUCCAAGUCCUACAAUGUGCCCAUGUUGACACCUGUGGUGGAGUAUGAUGCCGAGACAGGCUCCGUGAGCAGCAUGGGCAUCCGCCGCCAUUCCAUCUGCGAGAUGACUUCCUGUCUGGAAGAAGGCGCCACCACCGACAUCACCACCAGUUCCUCCCUGGCCUCCGCGGCCCAGCCGAGCCUCUCCUGCCUGGAGCAGGAGCUCAGCCUGACAGCGGUGGGAGGUGGUGGAAGUCUGGAUCUCUGUGGGUCUGUGGGGUCUGGGUCUUUGGGGUCCCACCUCCAGCCCUCCAUCCCCUCACCCUCCAUCUUCCAGGACUCCCACUCCCCUGGACCCUUCCUCCACGGCGGGGGGGAGUCGAUAGUGUCCCCCUCGGUUCUGUGUCCGGCCCGCUCUGGUUCGGAGACGGGGUCUAUCCCCAGCUGUUCCUCCAGCCCGGAGACGGUGGUAGAUCAGAUACUAGACUCUAUGGAUUCUGACCCUGAUGGCAUCUUCAUAGACUUCUCCCACAACAGCUGCUCAGACUCUUCAUCCUCUGGUUACAGCAGGGAGAGUGGUAGACAGAGUGUGGUGUAAUUUGGGGUUGCGAAAUUCUGGUAACUUUUCCAAAAUCCCAGGUUUUUUCUAAAUCCCAGUUGGAUGAUCUCGGAUUGCUUGCUUAUUCAAUACUGAUUUCUGGAAACUCUGGGAAUAGUGGAAAAGUUUCUGGAGGUUUGCAGCCCUACUUCUGAUGGAUCUAAAGGGAAUAUCACAAAUACUGGCACCAUCGGUACCCCACACACACCGUUGUCUCUAAAAACACACCGCUCUUUCUAGGGUCUCUUUUUCAUGGAAUAUUUCUACAGUAAACUGUACUAUGUGUUUGUAUUACUGAUGCUCAGUGACUGACAACUUUGAAACAGUCUGAGGUGUCUCUUCAAGUCUUAUGAAAGGUCCAGUGGAAAGGAGGAGAGAUCAAUCAGCACUAGCUGCACUCUCUGGGAUGACCCCCACCUGGUUCACCAGAGGUCAUGAGUUCACUGCUUUCUCAACUCGUCUCUUGUUCAGGUGUCAGUGGUAGUGGUGAGGAGAUAGAUAGGAUUCCAGUGUUCACGUGUCUCAUUUUAAGCAGUAGGCAUCAUGUAGGCCUGGGUGAGAUUUCUGCCACAUUCAUCUGUGGCUGGGCUUUUGUCUCGGCUUUAACAUUGCCCCCGUGUGGACGGGAUGUGCAAGUGUCUGCGGCGCCAGAGUCAAAUCUCAAUGUCAAAUACACAAAGAAAUGUGUUUGAAACGUGAAGGAGCUGGUGGCUCAGUGGUAAGGAUUUCGCCCCAUAAGCAUGGAGUUGUGACAUGGGCGUUUCCCCUCUUGUGAACAGCAGCAGUUAUGGAGGAAAACCUCUGAAAAACAGUCUACUUUUUCAGAGGUUAGUGAACACAACACACCCUGAUCCAGAGCUGUGACUGAACCAGCAACAUAUGGGGUGAGAUCUUUACACCAGAGCCUCAUACUCCUUCACAUGAUGAACAUUUCUCUUUGUAAUUUUGACGUUGACAAUUGCAGAAAUGUUCACAAAAACCCAUAACCUUGAACCUCAAAGCCACAGACUCUCACACUUCAAGCUCUACUUACUAGGAUCAAAAUAGUUAAACACAUGCCUUCUCUCUCAACUAAUGAUUUAGUAUCACGUCUGAAAUUAUUAUGAUCGUUUGUAUUCUAAAUUACUUUGUAUGACACAGUCAUGUACAGCUAUGGAGUUGGCUUUAUGAACGUAUUGCUGUUAAUUAUUGUAGCGCUUGAUGGACAAGUCAUUAUGAUUUGAUCUCAUGAUUAUGUUCAACUGAACCUCAACUCAAACUUGACAUUUAAUGCGGAAGUUUUUUGGUCUGUUCAUUUUUUUUUUAACGAAGAUUAUGGGCUUGAUUCAAUCCGUAGCGCUGAAGAUAUACGGAGUAGCGCAAUUACAAUUUUAGACUGACCCGACAUAUGCAGUCUCUGCAAACAUUGCCUUUACAUUUCAAUGGCGCUAUACAGGGGAUCUCCAGCGCUAUGGAUUGAACCGAGCCCUAACAUUGCCUAAAUAGCAAGUAUCACACAUGAUUAUCCUACAAGGAAAAUUUGGUAUACAGAUUUUUAAUAAGAUGAAUAACUUUCUACAGGUCUUUUCUUUUUGUGACAACCAUUGGUCCUGUUCAGGCUGAUGUGUAUCCUGAUAGAUAUUACGGUUGACAUUAUUUAUAUGUCAGUUUAUGUCAAUGAUGAUUCCCAUCAAGACAUAAGAUCGCUUGAUUUGAUCGAGUGUCUCUACAAGGGGUGGUAUACAUGAAGAAAUGUAAUGUAUAUGAAAUAUGUUUUAAGUUAAGAAAGUGUUCUGCAAGGAAUGAAUUAUGGGUUUGCAUCCCAAAUGGCACCUUAUUCCUUACGUAGUGCACUACUUUUGAACAGGACCCAUAGAGGUCUGGUCAAAAGUAGUGCACUAUAUAGGGAACAGGUAUUGGUAUGCAGCCAUGAUGAAAUCUAAACUGUUGUUUUGCUCAUAUGAUGUAUGUAUGUAUGGUUUGACAACGAUGAAAUGCAGUAUGGAGGAAGAAACUAAAAGUUGAGUCUGUGACACAACAAUGUCCAUUUUUAUUUUUCUUAUAAACACCUAGAACUGAUAAAACAGACCAGCUCACAAAAAGUAGUUUUUUUUUCCUUCAACAUAAAUAUGCAGACUUCCUUUGAAAACGGAAUCACAACGCAAACAAAUGUGCGUCUGAAAUGCCACCCUAUUCCCUAUAUAGUGCACUACUUUUGACUAGGGUUCUGGUCAAAAGUAGUGCACUAGGGAUUAGGGUGCUAUUUCGGACACGUUCAGAGUAAUUUUCUAAAUAAAUUUUUCAGACUCAAGUAACAGCAAAUUGUUUCUUUUCUCUCACAACUACAAAUAAUGAGUAACCAUCUUUACAACAAAAGGAAAGAAAAAAAGCCCAAUGCCAGAGAAAGAAAAAGAAGCAACAUCAAA
Coregonus clupeaformis (lake whitefish) is the source of this 3458-nucleotide messenger RNA. Its product is annotated as proline-rich protein 5-like. Gene Ontology annotation, cellular component: TORC2 complex. NCBI's taxonomy places the organism in Eukaryota, Metazoa, Chordata, Actinopteri, Salmoniformes, Salmonidae. Bases 1 to 1053 code for a protein of 350 amino acids. Gene Ontology annotation, biological process: TORC2 signaling. The transcript is spliced from 5 exons. The record is from RefSeq and is a predicted model, not a curated record.